AUGUCCACCGCCGCAGGAUCGAAGGACUGGAGUGCGGCACAGUACCUCAAGUUUGAAGAUGAGCGAACACAACCAGCUCGCGACCUCCUCGUCCGCGUUCCUCUCCAAGCUCCUAAAAGAAUAGUCGAUCUCGGCUGUGGACCGGGCAACUCAACCGCAGUCUUGGAGUCCCGCUAUCCCAAUGCCCAUCUCGUAGGGAUGGACUCAUCCCCGGACAUGAUCCGCAAAGCCAAGACGGCCCUUCCACACCGCGAGUUCACAGUUGAAGACUUACACUCGUAUUCACCGGAAGGACCUGUUGAUCUCUUCUUCUCCAACGCCGUCUUCCAAUGGCUCGGGAAGGACGAGCGAUUCAGUAUUGUCAAGAAGUUGAUGGAGAGUCAACCCUCAGGCGGCGUGUUCGCUCUCCAAGUCCCUGAUAACCUCAUGGAGCCAUCUCACGUCCUUAUGCGCGAGACUGCAGAGAAUGGUCCUUGGGCUACAACUCUCAAGAAUGUCGGUCGUGAUACUUUCCAGACACCGCAAGAGAUUUACGAUCUGCUCAAACCGGUCUGUUCGAAAGUGGACAUUUUCCAUACCAGUUAUUAUCACAAUCUUGAAAAUCAUGCGGCUAUCAUUGAGUGGGUGAAAGGGACCGGACUGAGGCCAUACGUGGACCCCUUGUCUCCCAACGAGAAAGAGGGUUUCUUGCGAGAGUAUUUGAAGCGCUUGGAGAAAGCCUAUCCAUCGACAUAUGAUGGCCGGGUAUUGCUUCCUUACCCCCGGCUCUUCGUUGUUGCAGUCAAGAAAUAA
Penicillium cataractarum is the source of this 792-nucleotide messenger RNA. RefSeq names its product Trans-aconitate 2-methyltransferase. Bases 1 to 792 code for a protein of 263 amino acids. Gene Ontology annotation, molecular function: trans-aconitate 2-methyltransferase activity. The record is from RefSeq and is a predicted model, not a curated record. The transcript has a single exon. Lineage: Eukaryota; Fungi; Ascomycota; Eurotiomycetes; Eurotiales; Aspergillaceae.